AUGGCAACCGAAAAAGCGGCCACAAAGAUGCCCGGGCGUAGCGAGAAGGGCAAAGGCGGCAUCGAGCUCUACUCACCCACCUAUUUCGGUGCUUGCGCGUUGGGAGGAAUCAUAUCCUGUGGUCCUACUCACACAUCCGUUACACCCCUCGACCUAGUAAAAUGCCGCCGCCAAGUCGACUCCAAAAUCUACUCCUCUAACGUCAGCGCCUGGCGCACCAUCUACAAAGCCGAAGGCCUCCGCGGCGUCUUCUUCGGCUGGUCUCCCACCGCCGUCGGCUACUCGUUCCAAGGUGCGGGCAAAUAUGGAUUCUAUGAAGUAUUCAAAUACACCUACGGCGACAAGAUGUUCCCGAAUGCCAACAAAACGGUCGUCUAUCUCGCGGCGUCAGCAUCCGCAGAGUUCCUUGCGGAUCUCGCGUUGUGUCCGUUUGAGGCGAUCAAAGUUCGGAUGCAAACGACCAUUCCUCCCUUUGCCAGCACGCUGCGGGAAGGCUGGGGCAAGGUGACGGCGAAGGAGGGCACUGGAGGGCUAUACAAGGGUCUCUACCCGCUUUGGGGCCGGCAAAUCCCAUACACGAUGGUGAAAUUUGCGACCUUUGAGACGACGGUCAAUUACAUCUACGCUACGCUGGGGAAGCCAAAGGAGACCUACAACGCCCUGCAACAGACUGGAGUGAGUUUCUUGGGUGGGUAUAUUGCGGGUAUUGGAUGUGCGGUCAUCAGUCACCCGGCGGAUGUCAUGGUUAGCAAGUUGAACGCUGAUAGGCAAGCCGGCGAGGGCGCUGGAAAAGCCAUGUCGAGGAUCUACGGCAAUAUCGGAUUCAAAGGUCUCUGGAACGGUCUGCCAGUCAGGAUUGCUAUGAUUGGUACUCUGACCGCGUUCCAAUGGUUGAUCUAUGACAGUUUCAAGGUCGUCUUGGGGCUGCCUACGACUGGAGGUCAUUAA
This is a messenger RNA of Letharia columbiana, 948 nucleotides long. RefSeq lists its product as uncharacterized. Gene Ontology annotation, biological process: mitochondrial phosphate ion transmembrane transport. Gene Ontology annotation, molecular function: phosphate transmembrane transporter activity. Gene Ontology annotation, cellular component: mitochondrial inner membrane. The transcript has 3 exons. NCBI's taxonomy places the organism in Eukaryota, Fungi, Ascomycota, Lecanoromycetes, Lecanorales, Parmeliaceae. The record is from RefSeq and is a predicted model, not a curated record. Bases 1 to 948 code for a protein of 315 amino acids.